Diplodia corticola is the source of this 1800-nucleotide messenger RNA. RefSeq names its product prolyl-trna synthetase. The transcript is spliced from 2 exons. Gene Ontology annotation, cellular component: mitochondrion; cytoplasm. NCBI's taxonomy places the organism in Eukaryota, Fungi, Ascomycota, Dothideomycetes, Botryosphaeriales, Botryosphaeriaceae. The coding region runs from base 1 to 1800 and encodes 599 amino acids. The record is from RefSeq and is a predicted model, not a curated record. Gene Ontology annotation, molecular function: ATP binding; proline-tRNA ligase activity. Gene Ontology annotation, biological process: prolyl-tRNA aminoacylation.
AUGCUUGUGCGGUCUUUGCAACGCCUCUCUCCGCGGCGUCUGCUCGUUUCUUCUACGUCGUCUCUAUCGUUCGUUCGUUGCUUUUCCAAUGACGAGCGGAGCCGCUUGUCCAGCUUCUGGGUUCCAACUGGAGGCAUCACCCCCAAGGAUGCUGAGGGAGAAGACACGCAUGCGCUGCUAGUCCGCGCUGGCUUCCUUCGACAAGCCCACUCGGGGCUGUUCCACAUGCUUCCGCUCGGUCUGCGGGUGCAAGAAAAGUUUGAGCGUUUGAUCGACAAACACAUGCGCAGCCUCGGCGCUUCCAAAGUCUCUCUGUCAUCCAUCUCCUCCGAGGAGCUGUGGGAGCGCACUGGCAGGCUGGAAGGCAAGGAGCUCCUCCGACUCAAAGACAGAAACGACUCCGGGCUCUUGCUGGGCCCGACACAUGAAGAAGAGAUCACCCAACUCGUCCGCAACACUGUGAAAAGCUACAAAGAGCUGCCGCUGCGCUUGUAUCAGAUCUCGAGGAAAUACCGUGAUGAGCUCCGUCCAAGGCAAGGAUUGCUACGCGCAAAGGAGUUCCUCAUGAAGGAUCUCUACACUUUUGACCAUCUGGAAUCCGAGGCCUUGGACACUUACAAGAGCGUCAGGCAAGCCUACGUCGACAUCCUGACCGAUUUGAAGCUCCCCUACCUGGUGGCAGACGCAGACUCUGGAUCCAUCGGAGGAGACACCAGCCACGAGUAUCACUUCAUCUCCGCCAAGGGCGAGGACACAGUCUUCCAGUGCGACGUGUGCGACUACACCGCCAACGAGGAGGUAGCCCAGCACUGCGACCCCCACCUCACCCCGGAAGACGACGAACCCGGCCCCAUCCUCGUAUGGAAGGGCAUCAGCAAGGACAGGAGGACCCUCGUCGAAGCCCACGCCAUGCUUCACCCGGCCGACAAUCAGUCGUCCGAACAACCCGCCGACCGCAUCAACCUACAUGCCGUCAAGUCCCUCUUCCCCGACCUCGACACCUCCAUCGACGACGACGGCACCGGCACCACAGCCCAACAGCUAUGGGACAGCGCCAGCGCCGGCAACAAAACCCGCCUCAUCCUCGCCGACGCCAACAUCCACGCCUUCCGCGACGCCAUCGCCUUCGAACAAAACAACACCGCCGCCGCCGCCGCCGCCCCACCCACCACCUUCCACUACCUAACCCGCGACCCCCCCACCUCCACCACCAACAAAACCAAACCCACCACCCUCCUCGCCCUCCGCCACAACUCCCCCUGCCCCUCCUGCCCCACCGGCCACGUCUCCGCCCACCGCGCCGUCGAAAUCGGCCACACCUUCCACCUCGGCACGCGCUACUCGACCCCGCUCGCCCUCUCCGUCCGCGACGCGCGCGGCCAGCCCAAACCCGUCCAGAUGGGCUGCCACGGCAUCGGCGUGUCGCGCAUGCUCGCGGCCGUCGCCGACGCCCUCGCCGACGCCCGCGGCCUCAACUGGCCGCGCGCCGUCGCGCCGUGGGAGGCCGUCGUCAUUUCCGCCGGCGGCGGCAGCGAUGGUAGCGAUAGCGACGCGGAGAAGGUGUACGAUGCGCUGGUCGUGGGGGGCGUGGAUGCGGUGCUGGAUGAUCGGAGGGGGGUGGGGGUCGGGUGGAAGCUCGGGGAUGCGGACCUCGUGGGGGUGAAUGUCGUUGUGGUGCUGGGGAGGGCGUGGAGGGAGGGGAGGAAGGCGGAGGUGCAGUGCAGACGGUUGGGGGUGCGGGAGGAGGUGGUGGCGGAGAAGUUGGGGGAUUUUGUGACGGAGUUGCUGGGGAGGUUGUAG